CUUCGACUUCCCCUUUGAGGAAUCGCGACCUCCAGAGUCCGGACAGAUAGUCCAGAUAUCUUCAGGAGGCUCCAUCGACAGCGACAUUUCACCAGCACGACACACCAUGAAGGCCUCCAUAAUUGCGUCCGGCCUCCUGGCCUGCCUAUCCCCAUUUGUUUCUGCGACUGCCCUCACAUACAAACUCGGUGCGAACGAGAAGGCGUGCUUCUUUUCCAACAUUGAAAACAAGGGAUCGAAGAUUGCAUUUUACUUCGCUGUUCAAGCAGGGGGAUCCUUCGAUGUCGAUUAUGAGGUUCGAGGGCCGUUCCACAAUGUAAUCAUGGAUGGGCAGAAGGAGAGGCAAGGUGAUUUCGUCUUCACGGCGACUGAGACUGGAGAAUACAGCUUCUGCUUCAACAACCAGAUGAGCACAUUCGCGGAGAAAUUCGUUGACUUCGAAAUCGCUGUCGAGAACGAACAACGCGCCUCAUUACCUGCGAAGCAGGGCACAUCGCCCGAACAGACAUCCGCGCUCGAGGAGUCCAUUUUCAAGCUUUCAGGUCAACUCUCAACGAUCACAAGGAACCAGAAGUACUUCCGUACCAGAGAAAAUCGCAACUUCAGCACAGUCAGAAGUACUGAGAGAAGAAUAUUUAACUUCAGCGUUAUUGAAAGUCUGAUGAUGGUUUGCAUGGCUGGCUUGCAGGUGUUCAUUGUCCGCUUCUUCUUCCAGGGAGCGAGAAAGGGGUAUGUGUAAACUACUGGGGCUUGGAAAAGGCAUGCAUACUGGAGCGACUGGGUAAACGGCGCGGGAAAGUCUGGGUUUGUAAUUUUAUAUUGAGUGCCUAAGGUGAUAGGGGUGGCCAUGCUGUCGUGGCAUACAAAUUGAUAUUGCUUUCUGUCCUACCAAUUAUGAGAUUCUUACAUGAGCCACCGAAUCUAGUUAUCCGCUUCUUGUCAACCGGCAUCUCCCAAAAAACCUCGUGAGACCACUGUCUCUUUGCC
Messenger RNA from Cadophora gregata, 987 nucleotides. RefSeq lists its product as uncharacterized. Gene Ontology annotation, cellular component: endoplasmic reticulum; COPII-coated ER to Golgi transport vesicle; Golgi apparatus. Gene Ontology annotation, biological process: endoplasmic reticulum to Golgi vesicle-mediated transport; protein retention in ER lumen; intracellular protein transport. The record is from RefSeq and is a predicted model, not a curated record. Bases 107 to 739 code for a protein of 210 amino acids. NCBI's taxonomy places the organism in Eukaryota, Fungi, Ascomycota, Leotiomycetes, Helotiales, Ploettnerulaceae. The transcript has 4 exons.